Messenger RNA from Ramularia collo-cygni, 747 nucleotides. RefSeq lists its product as uncharacterized. The record is from RefSeq and is a predicted model, not a curated record. NCBI's taxonomy places the organism in Eukaryota, Fungi, Ascomycota, Dothideomycetes, Mycosphaerellales, Mycosphaerellaceae. The transcript has a single exon. Bases 1 to 747 code for a protein of 248 amino acids.
AUGGCAAUGCCCCAUCCACUUCUCGACGAUGUCAGAGAUGGCCGGAUUAACGCCUCUGGCAAAGUAUCGCCAUACACGAGACUUCAACAGAUUGAAGGAAUAGCACAAAUUCCACUAGAAGAGCCAGGCUGGCUUUUGAAGGUCGAUCUCGAGAUACCGGAUUUCGACCUGCCUCGCGAAAUAAGCAGAACCAUUCGUGUACCAAAGGACAUAACUUUCCACCAACUUAAUGGAAUCCUUGUCAGAGCGCUGGGUUGGAGCAGCCUGUACCGUGAGCGUAAAAUCUGGGGCAGCGAUAAGGACUAUCGAUUCAUUUUGUGGGACGAUCAGGUCGAGGUCAGCCUCGAACCAAAAGAGGUCCUGGUAGCUGACCGUGACGUCUACAAUCCCGACUGGAAGAUCAGCAAGACUCGAAGAUUGAUGCAAGUGUUCGGUGGAAGCCGUAUCUGGCCAGAGGCCCCGAGAAGAAUAGACUACGAGUUGCAGUUUGGUGUGAAUGCGCCCUUUUGGGUGUAUUCCCUUGAAUUGCUAGGCGAGACAGAUUUGUGUCAUAAUGAUCGGCCUGGCCAGGAGGUUUUCUGUCUAGAUGGCGUAGGCUACCCGGAAGCGUCGGACUUGGAGGAAGAUGGCCUCGAUUUGGUAGAGCUGGAGACACUUCGAGACAGAUUUGACGUUGAAUUUGUCAAUAAUCGUCUUGAAGGCUGGUGCAGAUCGUGGCGCAUGCAGCAACACAAGACGAAACGCUGA